This is a messenger RNA of Formica exsecta, 4304 nucleotides long. RefSeq lists its product as uncharacterized. Bases 1396 to 2262 code for a protein of 288 amino acids. Gene Ontology annotation, cellular component: membrane. The record is from RefSeq and is a predicted model, not a curated record. NCBI's taxonomy places the organism in Eukaryota, Metazoa, Arthropoda, Insecta, Hymenoptera, Formicidae. The transcript is spliced from 7 exons.
AGUUAUUUUUCCAUGUCGAGAUAUAAGUCAUCGGAUAUCGCGGUAUUUCCUUUUAGGAAAUACACGUCUGCGAAAGCAAAGAGCAAUGCUUCUUGAAAGAACUCGGCAGCGACACCCUGCGAAAUCAUGAGCGAUCCAAGAGUUCACAGAAUGCGAAGAAUUCUACGCUUUUCCCCGACGUUUACGCUAACUUUAUCUCACGGUGGUGGUGGGAUCGCGCUCGCUAUAGGGACGAGGCAGGAGCGGUUCGACGCGAGUAGACGGCAGGUACACAGCCUCGAAGAAACUGUUCUCAUUUCGUAGAACAACUUUCCUAAGCGUUUACCUCGACCGUAUCCAAACGGGUUUUCAUAGAUAUACGGGCGACAAUAAAUGUCGCACGCAUAUAUAAACAUGUAUUGAUAUGAAAUCCAUAUAUUGUGUUUUUACACUAGCGUUAUCGAAACAUGUGCCCCAUAUCACAUGUUAUUAAAAAAAUAUCUAGAAGUCUAUGAACCACGUAAAUGUGCAAUUCGAUAUAACACAAGAUUUGAAAGAGAUAUAAUUUUGGAGAAUUCAAUUCUCGAUACGCUGCGACUACAGAUUAAUUUAUUUUAUAUCGUUACGAAUAAAUAUGAUCAUUUGCAAGCAUCAUGGCAUCGAAAAAAUUUGGAAUAUAUCAUAGUCGUAGAUCUCGUUUCGAUCGCUGGAUAAUAACACUUUUGCAACAAAUUGUGAAAUGAUGGUCGGUAUCGCGGAGUUUCGUCGAGUCUCAGGAAUUUCUGCGAAAAGAUAGCGGAUGUUUUUUUCCGAAUUAAGAGAUCGCCACCGCUUCCCCAAGCUUGAUACCAGGCUGCCAGGUGCAGCAGGUCGCAUGCGUUGAGCACCGCUGCGGAUAAAACACAGGUAAUAUACCUGCCCGAGGCUACGAGUCGGUCCCCACCUGGGGUCCGGUUCUCUCUCCUUGCUCUCUCGGCCGGCUCUCGGCUGGCUUUUCUUCGAGGCGAGUCGGGCCGUUAGUAUCGUUGCCGUUGCGAGAGGAAUGAUGGUGUGAUGUGCAUCGCGGCGGAGCACGCAUCCUGAAGGACGUACUCGUUGUAUAUAUCGAGAUCCCGGAGUCCGUCCGGGUCGAUCGAUUCCCUCAUAAUCCCUUCCUUCGAGUCGCGGUGAAUUUCCCGCGGGAUCGGCGCGUAUCGCGUUCUCCAAAAUCUUCAACGCGCUCGCGGUCCAGCUCUCCUCUCUAUCCAAAAGCCGUGUGGUAUCGCUUUGCGUGGCAACUCUUCCUUCCCCGUGCGCGAAUGCUCACGUAAACGGUAGUAACCACGUAAGUCGCGCGGUGAGUGUGAGGUGAAGGUAACGGAAGACGCGAAGAAGAGACCGAGGAAGAAGGAGAGACAUCAGAGAUAAAAUACCAAGAUGCCGUGCUCCGCGGUGACGUUGUCCCUCGCCACCAUAACCGGUAUCAUCGCCACUGCCCUUCUGGCGAUCGCCUUUUCCACGGACAACUGGCUCUAUACCGAGGUCAAGCGCGCCCAGAUCCAGCAAUACGCGAGCAAGCAUGCCGAGCAGAGCCACUUGGUGGAGCAGAUGAACAAGAAAUAUUAUUAUUACACGAGGACUCAGGGUCUAUUCAGGAUAUGUUAUCCCAAAGAAAGACCACCGACAGUCGAGACUUAUUUGAGCCCUGUGGAGACGCAUUGCAUGAAUAUCGACUAUUUUAUUCCCGAUGAAGAAAAUCAGACGAGAGAUUUUUCUGAGGACGCAAUAACACGACUACAUAUGGGAAGAUCUGUGAUAGCUCUAUUUAUGAUCGGCUUUCUUGCGAUAUUUUCGGCAUUCUGGACGGGAGUAGUCGGGUGUUGGAGAAGAUCACCAGGAAACAUUACGGCCACGGCGAUUCUGAUGUUAUUCGCCUGUCUACUGAGUGCUGGUGGUAUGGGCUUGUGGCAUGGCGUCGAAUAUUAUGAAAAAGAGAAAAUCGUCGGGGAGGAAUAUUAUCAGAAAUGGAGCACUGUUUUAAGAGACAACACGGCGCAAUGGUACGACUGGUCGUUUUAUCUUGCCUGGCUGGGGGUGGCUACGUGUCUGGGCACGAUGACGCUAUUCCUGAUCGCGGCAUCCUGCCUGAGAAGGGAGCGUGCCCGCGAGCAGGCCCAGAACGUUCAGUACAUUAUGCCAGUGUAUCCGCAGAAGCAGCAAUACGCGUACGCCGGAUAUCCGGCACCGGCGGCGUACCCAGGGCCAUACUAUCACGGUUCCCAAUAUGGGCCUUACAACUACUGAAGGAAUUCGGCCGGUCGGUCGGCAUCGAAGGAAAGAAAAUAAUCCAGGCGCGCUCGUCGCCAUCAUCGAAAAAAUUCACUAUCAUGGCACUUAGGACGAGGACGAAAAAUAUUCAAUAUAAAAUCUGAGAGACUCGCCGAGAUCGAACCCUGAUCGCGCCGCAGGGUGCAAAGGAUAUAUCGAUUCGAAGGGCCUCCGAUCUCAGGCGUAACUUAUCUCUAAUUAAAAAUUCGUGGCUCUUCGAAUGUUGCUCCGAAAUGUGGAUGUUGCCACGAUAUUCCCAAAAGCAAGCUCUUUUCUUCCCGCGAUAGUCCGAUCGUUUGGUUCCAUCUGACCGGAAGCAAGAACCCAAACAAGACGAAAGAUCAAAAGACGUUUGAGAGAAAGUUUCUAAAGAAAACCUGAAAAAUUCGGGAACGCUCCUUGGACUUUCUUACUCGCGUCUUUUAAACGUUCGUAUUGUCUGGGAAGCAUUACUUGCGCGAAACGGUUGCUCAAAAUCCGCGUACUUAUAUUUAGGAGUGAGAGAUUAUUUUGUAUUUUUUUCCAAUUCAAUAAGUAAGCGCAUCGAUUAUCCUUCGCGCAUCUUUUCCGCGUGUGCUAAUCGCAAGGAAAUGAAUUUGCGCUCGCGAGAGAUAUGCGUUUGUCGUUUUCAUCUGACCGGACUCCAAUGAUUGAUUUCACCGAGCUUUCUCGAAUUCUCAUUAACGAACGUUAGAUCGAUGAUUCAUUCAUCACGGUAACGGUUCCACAAGAAGAGAAGGUCCAACAGAAAACUCAUUCGAGCGCUCGUCACGGAUUUAACGGACGUUAAUCGCCUCGAGGAAACUUGAUAAAAACAGUCGCGAGUUUUAUAAUUGAAUUGAUUGAUCACGUCGAUCAAAUUGAGAUCUGCGAAACUUGGCUCGCGUUGACGCCGCAUUUAUCUUUAUUUAUUUAACGCGAUCGAAGCUCAAAUCUCUCUCGAAGAGAGGACGGCCGUUGUCGAAUUGCGCGAGCAAAGUGGAAACGUUCGUAUGAACGCUUUCACUUCUUGGUAGUACCACAUAUUAAAUAAAUAUAUCGACUCAACAAACGCAAGAAGAAAGAGAUUAAAUUGCGAUUUUGCAAAAAUAUUCGUUCGUGUUGUGAAUUUAAUUUAAAUCUUUCUAGUCUAACAAAAGAUUAGAUUAACCGAUAGAUUUCGGUUGAAGAUAUUAAAAAAAAAAAAACAAUAGUUAGGAUAUAUAAGGUAUGAUUUGGAAGAAAACUGUAAUAUUUCCAGUUUUCCCUAAAUUAUCUUAUAUUGAUUGUAUUAUUUCAAUGAGAAUCUAUUGUUCUAGAGUGCUGUUGAAACGCGUACUUAAUAAAUUAGAAAUUCGACAUUUGAAAAAGUUGAAGCUACUUUCUUGAACACAUAUCGUAACAUGACAUAAACAUUUAUAUAAUAUAUGGUGCUGCUAGAAUCGUUAAUAAUUUGUUAACGAAUUCGAAAUUUGUUUAGUAUGUAGCUCUUUUGAUAAUGUCGAUUUAUAAGAUUCAUGACAUCGAUAUCACUAUUGUAUGUAAGAUGUUUAAGAAGUAAGAAAAAAUAUACUCUCUCUCUCUCUCUCUCUGUCUCUCUCUUUCUUCAAUUAUUUUAUAUAUUCUAUUUUUCAGUAAAUAAACUAUAUCGACAUCAUUUUCUCUCUCUGUCUUGCGUCUUCCAUACACAAAUAGGUCUUGUCUCGACUUAAACUUCUUCUUCUAAUUUAUCUAUUGUCGUAAUUUCUCUUGUCAGUUCUUUUUAGGAACAAGAGCAAAGCAAUAUUUCUUAAAAGAAUAAAUUAUGUAUAUUGUGCAGAUUAUUAUUGCAAAAAUUAAGAUUGUAUUGAAAUUAAAAAUGCACUGUUAAUUAUAUUAUAAUCGCGUAAUGAAGCUAGAUAAGAUUUAAGAAUGAGUGUGUAAGUAUAAAAACAUUAAGGAAGCGAAAAAUUGGGUACAAUGAAAACAACGAAAAUUUAUAAAAUCUUAGAUAUUAAAUAUAUAAAAAAUAGAAUAAAGAAAAAAACAUAUAUAUAAAA